AUGGAUGUACUUAAGGUUGCCAAAGCGGCGGAAGCGUUUGGAUACCAACCACCUGUCGCUAAAGCCAAGGAAGCGUUUCGAGAGAAGCUAAAAAACAAAGAGGAAAAUACUUUAAACGACAAAGUGGACAGAUUUUUCAAUGAAACCAGUUUCACUGCCCUGACUCGCGUCUACAACGCAUCCAACUGGUUCAAGAGGAUAUGCUGGCUGGUGGUGCUUCUCGGAAUGAUGUCCUGGCUGACGGUGCAGUGCUACUGGCUGUUCGAGCGCUAUUUCAGCUACCCCGUGGAAGUCAAGAUGGACCUUGUGUCUGCAAGAGAAUUGGCCUUCCCGAGUGUCACCGUGUGCAAUUUGAACCCUCUAAAGCAUUCCAAGAGACACAAAGUACCUUUCAACGAGAUUCAGGCCUUUGUUGAAAUCGAGUACAAUGACAUUCUAUAUUCGCAAUUUCAGACUGAUUAUUUGGGCGACAAAACUAAUUUCGAUUAUGAGUUGGAAAUAACGGAUAACACCAACACAAACAUCUACCCUCCCCCACCUCCUCCUGCUGCUGACCAGACAACAACCUCAAAUUCAGCCAACAAAGACUCCACUACUACCGCCACCCAAUCUCCUCCUACCGCAUCUUCUGCUGACAAAUCGACAGCCUCCUACACAUCAUAUGGAGACUCCACUACUGACAUCCAACCUCCUCGGCCUCCUCCACCUACACCAGGAGAUAAAAUACGGAGAAGACGACAGGCGAGCAUGGACUGGAACUUGGUGUUUCAGAACAACACCUUCAACAAGUGGGACAUGUUGGAGGACUCGAAACUGUCAUCCAAGUUCUACAAGGAGCGGGACGACGACUACAGGGCCGCCAUGGCGUACGCCUCCUUCUCCAAGCGACACCCGGAGAGAACAGUGAUGCGCGGGGGACACAAAAUAUCAGAUUUUAUUGUAUCGUGCAAAAUGGCAGGAUUUAUGUGUUCACCUAAAAACUUUACGAGAUUUCUUAACCACAAGUAUGGAAACUGCUUCACGUUCAAUGGACAGGACAACACCGUUAACGUCACGACGCAGUUUUCUGGACCUGUAUACGGUCUGUCACUUGAGCUGUACAUUGAACAGACUGAGUAUAUCGGUGCCUUAAGUCCCGCUGCCGGGGUGCGCGUUCUGAUCCACCCACGCAACUCCAUGCCCUUCCCCGAGGACCAGGGUAUCUCCAUCCCGCCUGGAUACGAAACGUCUAUUGGAAUCAGAAAGGUAGAUAUAGGUCGUCUGCCCGCCCCUCACGGCAGUUGCGCCAUUGAAGGAAAGGAACCCGACUUGUACGUACUGUACAAAAACACGACGUAUUCCAAGCUCUCGUGUAUGAAGUCCUGCUACCAGCGGCUCAGCAUACUGCACUGUGGCUGCGCUGUGCCAUUCUUCUACGUGGUGGGCGAGACAAACAUAUGUGAUAUGACAAAAACUGAUAAAGAAAAAUGUGUGAAGAAUCUACCCGAAAUACAGGAACAGGCUUUUAUCCAGUGUGAUCUGGACUGUCCACAGCCAUUACGCAUCUCUUUUGAUUUCAGUGAGGUGAAGUAUGAGACAACUCUAUCGUCCGCACAGUGGCCGUCAAAUCAGUACGCAAAUACGAUGACGAUGCGAGUACAACAGAGUAACUAUCUGUUUAUGGGAACCACCAUGGACACGGGAAAACAAUUUGCCAAGUUACAAGUUUAUUACCAAGACUUGAUGUUUGAAAAAAUAGAACAAAAGAAAGCCUACGAAUCGCCCAAUCUGAUCAGUGAUGUUGGAGGUCAGUUGGGCCUGUGGCUAGGUCUGUCGGCCAUCACCAUCGGCGAACUCUUCAGCUUCAUCAUAUCUCUGGCCAAGGCUCUGAUAGUGCGCAAAAAAACAACAACACCCGUGACACCGAUGGAGCAAGUCGAUUUAAAGAGUUUCGGGUCUUAG
Molecule: messenger RNA, 1941 nt
Organism: Gigantopelta aegis
Lineage: Eukaryota; Metazoa; Mollusca; Gastropoda; Neomphalida; Peltospiridae
Product: degenerin-like protein asic-1
Exons: 10
Coding region: 1-1941 (646 amino acids)
Biological process (GO): sodium ion transmembrane transport
Cellular component (GO): membrane
Molecular function (GO): ligand-gated sodium channel activity
Source: RefSeq, a predicted model, not a curated record